Sphenostylis stenocarpa is the source of this 408-nucleotide messenger RNA. The record is from the annotation of a GenBank genome assembly. NCBI's taxonomy places the organism in Eukaryota, Viridiplantae, Streptophyta, Magnoliopsida, Fabales, Fabaceae.
AUGAAUCAUGGAGUAACUAACAACCACUGGUGUGUGGAGAUCGUGCGUCUGAAGUACCUAAACAAUUUGAAUGUUGACUUAACAAAUUUGAAAGAGUUGUUUCCAUUGCUGAGGUAUGCAGUCUCUACAAUCGGACCGCGAGAAGAAGCUGAUGCAUCCUCUCAACGACGCCUCUUCCUCCUCCCGCUUCGUCGUCACCAUGACCUUCACGUCGGAGAGGUUGAACUUCGUUACCUCGCGCUUCUCGCCGUCGUUGUCCUCUUCUGUGGACUGUCGGAGCGAGGAGACGCGCUUCACGAUCGCAGCGGAAAGGUCGUUGCUCCGCUGGUGGGAAAAAAGCUUCCGACGGAGAAGCCCGGUAGAGCGACGUCGUUUUGGUUUGAUUGGAAAUCGUGCGGCGCGAUGUAA